Magnolia sinica is the source of this 534-nucleotide messenger RNA. RefSeq names its product pectinesterase inhibitor-like. Gene Ontology annotation, molecular function: pectinesterase inhibitor activity. The transcript has a single exon. The record is from RefSeq and is a predicted model, not a curated record. The coding region runs from base 1 to 534 and encodes 177 amino acids. NCBI's taxonomy places the organism in Eukaryota, Viridiplantae, Streptophyta, Magnoliopsida, Magnoliales, Magnoliaceae. Gene Ontology annotation, biological process: negative regulation of catalytic activity.
AUGGCCCACAUUCCUUCCAUCCUUCUCUUCCUCCUUUUCUCUCUUCCUCCAUAUCUUUCCACAGCAAGGGUUAUCAUCAACGAUGACUACUCCAUUUUUGAAGUAUACACCAUAUGCAAGCAAACCACCGACUUCGAUUUCUGUUCCCAAGCUCUCAAUUCCGAUCCUCGCACUCCAACCGCUGAUCUCGUUACCUUCUCUGAGAUUUCUCUAGAUCUAGCGUCCCGCAAUGCGACGGACACGUCUAAGUACAUCUCUCAAUUGCUCAGCAAGGCCACAGAUCCUGUUAUUAAGGAACAUCUUAGUGUUUGUUCUCAGGCUUACAAGAGCGCAAUCGAAGAGAUUGGAGAGGCGUAUAAGCUUCUGCAGUCUAAAUCAUAUGAGGCCUUGAGCAAGGAGGCGGUGGCUGUCCGUGCGAAGCCAGUAGUGUGUGAGAAUUCGUUCAAAGGAACACAGUCGCCAUUGACGAGUAAGAAUGAGAAUUUGGAACGGCUAGCUGUCAUCGUUGGGGUGAUUGCCGAUCUUCUUGGAUGA